Messenger RNA from Rosa chinensis, 399 nucleotides. Its product is annotated as LOB domain-containing protein 24-like. Bases 1 to 399 code for a protein of 132 amino acids. NCBI's taxonomy places the organism in Eukaryota, Viridiplantae, Streptophyta, Magnoliopsida, Rosales, Rosaceae. The record is from RefSeq and is a predicted model, not a curated record. The transcript has 2 exons.
AUGGUUGGUCGUUGUGCUGCUUGCAAGUAUUUGAGAAAAGGAUGUCCGGAAGAUUGCAUUUUCGCUCCCUAUUUUCCCCCCAACAAUCCUCAAAGAUUUGAACAUGUUCAUAGAAUCUAUGGUGCCAAGAAUGUUGCCACCUUGCUUAAGGAAUUGGAAUCACUGCAACCGUAUUUUCGAGCUCAAGCCAUUGAAACUUUAUGUUAUGAGGCUGAAAGUAGAAUACAAAAUCCUGUGUAUGGCUGUGCUGCGCUUAUUUUCCAUUUACAACAGCAAAUACAUAACAUAGAAUCUGAAUUAGCCAAAAUACGUGCUGAGAUUGCAGUUCUUAGCUCUAAUGGACAAGGACAAGGAGCAUCUGAGAUGCAGCCGAGUAUUGAUCAAGUUCAUGAGGAUUGA